AUGGAUAAUCUCCUGCUUUUCUUUACUCUGUUUAUUCUCGGCUCCAAAACCGCCACGGCCAGUCUCACGAGCCAACAGCUCGACUCCGCCUUGUUCGCCCUCCGAUCUCGUGGCUACACCCUCUUCCCCAACGCCAUCACCACAUCGGAUCUCCGCCUCCUCCUCCUCUCUUUAAAUUUCAAAUUUACCCUCUUCUCCCCUCCGGACCCUCUCAUAUACUCUCUUGACCUCUCCUCCACCGCCCCUCUUUACAUCCGCUCCCUCCUCCGCCAUAUGUCCCCUUUACGCCUCUCCAUGUCCGACCUGCGAAGUAUCCGGGGCAGUCCUUACCUUGACACUCUCGUCCCUCCUAACCGUAUCUCCAUCAACAAGUCUAUUUUUACUGAUAAGGGUACCGUUUCAGAGUCUCUGACGUUGGAUGGAGUUCGGGUCUCGGUUCCGGAUAUUUUUAUUGGGACGGACAUUGCGGUGCAUGGUCUCGAGGGGAUUCUUGUUGCCGGGGUUGAGUCUAAUUUCCAGGAGGAGCAUAUUGAUCGUCGGUGUGAUCCACCGCUCAUGUCUCCAGUAGCUUCUUGGUCUCGGAAUUCUCCAGCGAGUUCUCCAACGGCGGAGGUUGUAUUGAGGGGAUAUGAAACCCGGAGUCGAGGCCAAAGAAGAAGGAUGGGAAGCGUGGUUAUCGGAAAGCGAAUCGGCGAGGGUUUCAUGGUGACCUCAGCAAUGAAAGGGCACACAGUAAUUUUGCCGUGUCAUUUGCUGCGAGUUCUAGAAGGACAGGCAAAUAUGAAUUCAGCAUAG
This is a messenger RNA of Manihot esculenta (cassava), 795 nucleotides long. Its product is annotated as fasciclin-like arabinogalactan protein 19. Lineage: Eukaryota; Viridiplantae; Streptophyta; Magnoliopsida; Malpighiales; Euphorbiaceae. The record is from RefSeq and is a predicted model, not a curated record. Bases 1 to 795 code for a protein of 264 amino acids. The transcript has a single exon.